Messenger RNA from Lates calcarifer (barramundi perch), 1026 nucleotides. Its product is annotated as complement C1q-like protein 2. The transcript has 4 exons. Bases 56 to 712 code for a protein of 218 amino acids. The record is from RefSeq and is a predicted model, not a curated record. Lineage: Eukaryota; Metazoa; Chordata; Actinopteri; Centropomidae. Gene Ontology annotation, molecular function: protein binding.
GGUCACACAGGUUUGUAGAAGACACAGUUCAACUGAGAAAACCUACAACGUGACAAUGAAGAUCACUGUGUUUCUCCUGUUGCUGCUGGUCUGCUCUGACUCCACGGCUCAGACUACACCGGAGGCAGAUAAGGAAAUUCAGCAGCCUCUUCCACAGGACAUCCGUGAUUUGCUGAAAGAGCUGGCUGCCUCAUUGGCUCAACAGAAAGUGGAGAUAACGUUCUUGAAAAUAGAGAAUCAAGCACAAGAAGCAAAGCUGGAGAAGCAGGAGACUGAGAUUACCAAACUGAAGCAACAGGUGGAAGUCAAACAGGUGGCUUUCACAGUCUCUCUCUCGGCUGAAGGUGAGAUCACUGUCGGACCCUUUGACACACUCAGCACUCUGAUCUUCAAACACGUCGUCACAAACAUUGGAAAUGCCUACAACCAAAACACAGGUAUGUUCACUGCACCUGUGAGAGGAGCGUACCACUUCGAGUGGUACAUAGGUGCACAUGGAUUUGUCACAGCUGCUGUGUUGGUCAAGAACACAGAGCAAAUUUUUCUUGCUUAUGAGCAACAGUCGUCCGGUUAUGGGACUUCUUCUAGUGGUGCUACACUUCUUCUAGAGGCUGGAGACACUGUGUUUUUGCAGCUGUGGCCUCAAACAAAGAUGUAUGACAACCGACAUCACCACACCACCUUCAGUGGACGUCUGCUUUUCACAAUGUGAGAAGGAAACAGUUCAUGAUGUCUGAUAAUGAUGAAGGUUUGUCUUGCAGUGAUUAAUUCUCUGAUUAUCUUGGAAAUCUGUACCAAUGUAAAUGUCUUUACCUGCUUCAUGUACAAACUGAAUGACAAAGAGAUUCAAUAAUCAAAACAAGAAUGUUUGAAAAUUAAAAUAUUCAGAUUUUUUUUUUAUCUGUGUCUGGAUCCAGAUCUGCAUCAAAAUACACAGGAUGACUGACAAUAAUGGUUGUACGGGUAUAAAGUGAUUACUUUUUCAUGUCAUUUCAAUUAAAGAAUAAACAUUUCAUCAUAUCUUCA